Paramecium pentaurelia is the source of this 7280-nucleotide messenger RNA. The record is from the annotation of a GenBank genome assembly. Lineage: Eukaryota; Ciliophora; Oligohymenophorea; Peniculida; Parameciidae.
AUGGGAUGCAAUCCUAAUUUGAGUUAGAAACUUUGUAUAAAGUAAUUUGGUAAUAUGGAUGGAACAACAUCUGAAUGUAUAUUCGAUACAUUUUGCCAUACUAUUUAUGAUAAAUAUACAACAAGAUGCAGCAACAAAUUAUCAAAAUCAGGUUGUUUAUCAAUUACAAAUCCUGAUGAACUUUGUAAAUGGGAGAAUGGUUAAUGUUAGAAUUUGAGUAUUGAAGAAACUAAAAAUAUUAAUUAGGUAUUUUAGGAUUUGGAAUUGAGUGCUUCAGUAUGCAGUCGUAUUUCAGGAUAUUUAAUUAUUCAUAGUACUCUCUUAUGGGAUUUAUUAUCAUAUAAAUCUGAUCUCUUUACAGAAGCUUAGAACUUAGUUAAAGUAGAAGCAGGAAUAACAGUAGACACUACUAAAAUAUAUGAAGAUUAAAAGUUGGGAGAUAAUUAUAUAGACAAUAAUGGUGAUUAUAAAUGGUAUACAACACCAACUUAAUUGAGCAUAACAAAUCGUAUAAAUUAUUUAUAAUAUUAGUUAAAAUAAAUGAUUAUUCAAGAUAUGGAUGUAUAGCAUAAGAGAUAUUAAAUGAGAGUAGAUUCCUUACUCUUUUUAGUCUUAGUGGUAUAAUAAGAGGUGUCAAUCACAUUUAUUGUAAUUAUUUAAGCAAACAUCCUACUAAUCCAGUAAAGACAGUGUUUACUAAUUAUGAAUGUUAAUAAAUAACAGAUAUUCAAUUAUAAGAUUAAUAAUAUAUUGAUUAGAAUUAAAUAGUAUGUUAAAGUAUGAGUGGAAUGGUAUGUUAAAGGUAUUUAAAUGUGAAUUAGAAAUGUCAAAUAAAUUAUUAUAAAGAAUAUGAAUGUUACAAUAUAAAAACUAUUUAAGUUCAAUAAUAAUGUAAUUCAUUAAUAAGUUUGGCAACACAUUUUGAUUGUUCUUAGGUUAAAGGUAGUGCUUGUUAUUUAGAUUAUUCAAAUUAAAAGGCAGAAUGUAGUUAAAUUUGUGUUUAAUAUAAAACAAAAAUAAAUUGUGAAAAUGAUACUCGUUGUGUAUGGUUGGGUAGUAAUCUAUUUAAUUUAAUUGAUUCAUCAAAUUCUAUAUUUAUAGUUUGUGCUCCUAUAAAUAAAUGUGAUUAAUUAGGUUUAAAUUAAGAUUUAUGUGAAUUAAUGGCAACACCUUGUUAUUGGGAUAUAAAUUUGGGUAGAUGUAAAACAAUCAAAAAUAUUGAAUAAAUGAAAUGUUAAAAUUGUAAUACAAUAUUUUGUUGUACUUCAAUUAUAAUGUUUGAUUAAUUUUGUAUAUGGCAUUAAAAUAAUUGUUUGAAUGUUAAAGAUCAAAAAUUAUAUUCUCAUUAUUUAUCAUUUCCAGAAACUACACUUAUGAAUUAUAAUUUGUGUGUAUCAUAAUCAGGAAAAUAUUAUUAUUAUAAUAUAGAAUAAUAGAAAUGUGAAAGUUCAUAAGUUAAUUUAUAUUCACCAUGUGUUGAUUUUGAAGAUUAGAAUUAUGAUGUAGAUGAUUAUGUAUGCAAUAAUGGAGUUAAUGAUAGAAUUAAUAAAGAAUAUUGUUUAAAUCUAAUUAAUUCUAAUACUAGAUGGGAUUAUUUUAAAUAAAAAUGUUUACAUGUAACAAAUACACAUAAAUCUUGUAAUCUUAUGAAAUUAGUUAAUCCAAAUUUAUGUAAAGAAGCUAUUGUUUUAGAUAACAAAUUAUGUCUCUAUGAUUCUUAAAGUUCUACUUGUUAUUAUAAGGAUGCUUCUGUUUUACAUUGUGAUACAAAAGGUAUCAAUUAAGUAUAAUGUUUGAGUAUAACAAAUGAAUAUUGUGCAUGGAUGGAUAAUUAAUGUAUAUAUCUCCAACCUUCAAAAAUUAAUUACUAUAAUUGUUAUGAAUUAUAAAAAGUUAGUCCAAGUGUUUGUAGAUUGUCUAUUUAUUAAUCUAUUUAAUGUAAAUAUGAUGAAGAUUCUAAAAGUUGCAUUAUUUCAUAUAUUAAUAUAUCUAAUUGUGAUUAAUAUGCUAAUAGUUAUGCAUGUAGAAUGUCAUCAUCUCUAUGUUAUUAUAACAAUGUAAUAAAAUAAUGUUAAGAUUCAACUCCAUUCUUAAAUUAAUUUAAUUGUAAUACUGAAUUCAUAAGUUAAUCUACUUGUAUGGGAAUUACAAAGCCUGGAUAAUAUUGUUUUUGGGGAUCAAUAAAUAGUGAUUAAACUAUCAAAUGUAGAAAUCAUGAAAAAGGUUUUUACUCUAAUUGUAAUACAUUUGAUGGUUAUUCAAAUGCUAAUAUUUGUGUUAAUUUAACAACUAAUAUAGCACUCAAUCUAUCUGAUUAAUAAUAUUGUGAAGUAGUUGAUAAUGUAUGCACAUCUUUAGUAACUGAAAUUAAUGAUAUUGAUUGUGGUUAUACAAGAUAAAUGAAUGUCUAUCGUUGUAUGGGAUACACUACUGAAUAAUGUUAUUUUUAGAAUUAAAAAUGUACAAUUUUAAAUGGACCUCAAGAAUAUUAAGAUAUAAUAUUAAAUUAACUUUUAUGUUAAAAUAGUAAUAUGUAGAUAUGUACUAAAAUUACAACACCUGGUUAAGUAUGUUAUAAAUAAAAUACUCAUAAAUGUAUUUCAAUGUAUUUAUCAUUUGGAGAUAAUUGUGAAAAUUUGAGUUUAUUAGAUAUGACAAUUUAUAAUCCUUAAUUAUGUACACAUAGUACAGAUGCAUGUUAUUAUGAUAAGAUAACUAAUAAAUGUAAAAUACCUGAAUUAAAUGAUAUAUUUGAUUGUGAUUAAAUUGGAGCAUCAUAAAUAUUAUGUUUAUUACAAACUAGAGGAUCUUGUGUAUUUGUUAACAAUAAAUGUUCAAAAUUAAUUGAUUAUACUAUUUCUUGUGAUUAUAGAAAUAGAAUGGGUUGUACAUAUGGAGAAUUGAAUUGUGUUUGGGAUUAAAAUAAUAAAUAGUGUAAAUUAUCAACUGAAUUAUGUCCAUAAUCUUAUGAAGAUAUAAAAUCUUGGAGAAUUUGUGGAAUAAGUAGUGGUAUUUGUUUUGCAGGUCGUAAUGGUUGUUCAAGUGAAUAAGUAACAGUACCUUGUUGGUUAUCAUUGAGAUAUGAUUUAUGUAUAUCUUAACCUGGUUAUUGUUAAUGGAUUGAUGAUAGAUGUACAGAUAAAGAGUAUGAUUGUGAGGAUUCAAAGACAAUUUAAGAAUGUACUUCACAUAAAACUAAAACUUGUGUUUAUGAUAAGGGAUAAUGUUUUGAAAUAAUAAAUUUCUAAAAUUAUGAUUGCAAUGAUUUUCAAUAUACUACAUUAAAUUUUUGUUGGCAUUAUUAUCCUUUAUGUGUUUAUAAAGAUAAUACUUGUUAAAUGAUUAAUUAUAAUGCAAAAAGUGAUAUGAUAGAUGAAGAUUUUGCUUAGUAUUAAUGUUCUAGUUUAACAUAAACUUAAUAUGGAUGUGCAUUAUAAAGAGCAAUGCCAUGUCAAUUCUAAGAUCAAAUUUGGUUUCAAUAUUGUUCAUCAAUUUAUACUUGGUAAUUGAAUACUUGUGAUUAUUUUGAUUAAACAGAAGUUAGAUCUUUUUUAGCAUGUGAAAGUAUAGAGAAUUGUGGAUUUAAGAUGACAUUAAAAGGUGAAAUAUUUUGUCACACAAUUCCUUUAUAAUGUGAAACAUUGACUCCAUUUUGUGUUAAUGAUAUUCCUGGUAUUAAUUGUUAUUUAGAUAAUGAUGUUUGUUUAACUUAUACAGGUGAAUUAACAUGUUCAGCAGUAGCUUCUUAUUAAGUUAAUCGUUAAUUAUGUAUUUCAAUUAUGUAAAAUGAAUUAAAUACUGAAGAAUGUUAUUAUUAAGAAUCUACAAAUAAAUGUAAGAAAAGAAACACAAUAGAAAUUAGUGAUUGUACUUAAUAUACUGAAUUAUAUUAAUGUACAUUUGUAGAGGAGAGUUGUUUAAUUGUAUUAGAUUUAGAUGGAGUAUUUUAAUAAUGUAAUAUAUCACAAAAUAAUACUUAUGAUAUUAAUUUAAAUUAUUAUGGUUGUAUUUAAUUAACAGGUAAUUUAUAUUAUUUUGAUUUAAAUUUAUAAACUUGUUUGAUCUAUGAUGAAUCUAAAUAUAAUAGUAUUUAUAUCUGUAAUUAAUUAAAUUAACAAUCAUGUAUUUAAAUUUUAAAUGAUUUAAAAUGUGUAUGGGUUAAUGAAAAAUGUGAAGAAUAUAUUAGAUCUUAUGAGUAGAUAGAUUGUUAAUUCAAAAAUAGAUAAACAUGUAUAAAUUCAAUAUAAUCACCUUGUAUUUGGAUUGGAGAUAAUUAUGAAUGUGAUAUUAGUGAUAAUAUUGGUAAUUAAUGUAAUGAUGGAACCUAUUCAAAUUGUUAAUAUAGUGAAAAUUAUUGUAAAUCUAUAUCUUAAUUAUGGAAUGGAGUAACAUGUUAUGAUUAUUCAUCCAAUUUACCUUACUCAUUUAUAAGAUGUAAUAGAUUAGGAUUAUCAAGAAGUCUCUGUCUAGAAAACACAGCAGAAUUAACAUGUUUUUGGGAUGGUUAAAAUUGUUUAGAAGCUAAUUUAAAAACUAUUAAUUGUACAGAUGAUGUUUCAUUUUAAACAUGUGAAUAAAUAUUAACAUAUAAUUAAAUUUGUAAAUGGGAUAAUGGAUAAUGUAUAAAUAAAGUAAACUCUUAAAAUUGUAAUGAUUAUAUUACAUGGACUUAUUGUAAAUAAGCUAUUAUACCUUGUUCAUAUAAUUUAGGAACAAAUACAUGUGAUUAAUUAAUUGAAGUUGAUUAAUCUUGUUCAGAUACAUUGAGUUAUUCAGCAUGUUAAAAAGUAAUUAAUUAAUUCUGUUCUUGGAUUAAUAAUACAUGUCAAAAAUGGUAUAGAAGUAAAUAUUCUUGUGAAAACUUGGCAAAUUAAUGGGGUUGUUUAAAUACAUCUAUGUUUUGUACAUGGAAUGGUAAAUGUGAAAAUAUAGGAAAAGAUUUUUAACUUGUUUCAUGUUAAGAUAUACCAUCUGGAGUAAUAAUUAUUAUAUAUAAUUUAGUUUAAUAAAGUAUCUUGUUCUAAAUAUUCAAUGGAACCUUGUAAAUAUGAUGAUGUAACUUAAAAAUGUAAUAUUAAAUUAACCAGUGAAUAUACUAAUUCUAUGUAAACUGAUUAAAGUAAUUUUAUUUAAAUAAGAUUAAUUUAUGAAUGUACCUAAUUUUAACAAAAAGAUGAUUGUAUUGGUAGUCGUAUAGGAUAUUGUUAAUGGUAAAAUAAUAUUUGUAUUAAUUGUUCAACUAGUAAUAUUUGUAAUAAUAGUACUUGUUUUAAUAAUAGUAUUAAAUAAUGUUUAUCAAUUUCUAAUGUAUAAUGUGCAUGGAGAAAUGAUUAAUGUGUAGAUUGGUAAACAGAUGAAAAUGUUACUUAAACAUAAUUAUCAUUAGUAACUGAAAUUUGUUGUACAACUUUAAAUAUGGCUAUCAAAUAUGAUCAAAAUCUAUCAUCUUGUAUACCAUUAGAUCUUAAAUUAGAUAAUUGCAAUUCUAAAGGAUUAUCAAAAUAUGUAUUAAAUAAUAAUCAUUUUAUUAGGCUUGUUUAAAAUUAAUAAAUGCUCCUUGUAUCUACUAUAAUAAUCAAUGUUCUUUAUAUUAAUUAUUAAUCAAACCUAAUUGUUCUGAUUAUAAAGAUGUAACCUAAUCUGUUUGUCAAAUGAUACAACAUUUAAGUUGUAAGUAUGAUUCCAUAACCAAUACUUGCAAAGAUAUUAAUACUAAUUCAGACACAUGUAAUACUCUUGGAUUAUCACUUAAUGGUUGUACAAAUAUUAAAACAGAAGCAUGUUAUUGGAAUAUUAAUACAAAAAGUUGUUAAAAUUUUAUAAUUAAGAAAGGAAUUAAUUAAUGUGAUAAUUAAACAUAAUUAAAUAGUUUAAGUUGUUCAUAAUUAAAUUAUCAUAAUAAUGUUUGUUCAUAUAAUGUAGAAAAUAGAACAUGUUAAGAAAAAUUUAAUAAAUAUUUUAAUUGUACUUAUCCUGGACUAAAUAAAAUGGCAUGUGUUUCUUUGAUUUUAGAACCAUGUUAAUAUGUAGAUAAUAAAUGUCAAAAAAUAAUGAGUCUUAAGAAAAGUUGUUUAGAAUUAUCAAAUGUUAACGAAAUUGCUUGUAAAAUGAAUACUUUAGAUAGUUGUGCAUAUGAUCCAAUAUCUAAUAAUUGUUAUUUUACAUUAUAAUAAUUACCUUGUAAUUAUCAUGGUUUAAAUUAUAAUAAUUGUGUUCAUUAAACAAAUUGUAAAUGGUCAUAUGAUAUCACUUAAUGCAUUUGUUCUAUUCAAUAACCUAAAACAUAAUGUUAAUUGACUGAAAUCAAUUGUAAAUCUAAUACAAAUUGUAUUUAUGAUUAUGAUAUUGAUAAUUGUAGACUAAAAAAUUGCAAUGAUUUAAAUGAAUGUAUUGGAUCUAUUAAUGGUAAAGUAUGUUAUAAGGAUGCAUAAUAAUAAUGUUUAAAUGCUUCAUAAUGUGAAGAUAUCAUUAAUUUAAAUAAUCUAUCAAAUUGUACUGAUUUUGUAUUUAAUUCAUCUAAUUGUAUUUAAAUUCUAAAUCAUUGUAUAAGUGCAUCAAAUCUUAAAGAAUUAUGUCCUAAUAGUGAUUGUUCAAAUACUGCUUGUAAAUAUGAUAAUUUUUAAUGUCGCCCUUUAACAUGUGUAGAUAGAAAUGAAGAAGAUUGUUAUAAUUACUCUAAUUGCAUAUAUUUGGAUAAUUAAUGUUAAGAAAUCUCAACUUGUUCAACAAUAACUGAUUCCACUAUUUGUAUCUAAACUACUAUAAAUAAAUUCAAAUGUUCUUGGGAAAUGUAUGGAGUCUAUGAAAAUACUUAUCAUUGUACAAAUACAUAUUGUCAUUUAUAUAAUGCAUCACCAACUUUAUGUAAUGGAAAUGAAAUUAAUGAUUAUUCUUGUAUUAUGGAUUAAUUUUUAUAAUGCAAAACUUGUGAAUCAAUUACAGAUGAAUGUACAUGUCUAAAUAGUAAUGGAUCAUGCUUUUAUUCAAAUGGAAAAUGUAAUUCUAUAUUAUGUUAAUCAUUUUUAACAGAAACAACAUGUACUAAUAGUAAUAAAUGUUAUUGGAGUUUUUAAGAUAAGGUUUGUAGAAAAUUUUGUAAAUAACUAAUUUUGUAAUAAGAUUGUGAAGCAUUAGAUUAUGAAUGUCAUUGGAAUUUAUAUCAAUAUAAAUGUGAAUAGGGUAUAGCUGUAGUACCUGAUUUGAGUGUCAAAAUUAAUGUCCAAGAUAUUCAUGGAGAACUUAUUUCUUAUCUUAUUUUGAUAUUGAUAUUAAUAAUAUGA